CUUUUUGGCACUGCGGCAGUGCCGAUAGAAAACGGCAGCUGUUUUCGCACUGCGGCAGUGCCGAUAGCCACUACUGUUUUUUAUACUCAGAUUUUAUUCAUUCUCAGCCAUUCACACCGUACCGGCAUGUAGCGUGGCGUGGCGAAGAGUAUCGAAUUUAUAGUAUUGAACAGAGUCAACUGCUAAAAUGGGAAUGCAGAAGAUCUUGCGAGGUGUAAUGCAGUACCGGGCAACUGUGAAGCCUGGUAUAGUAAAGCAGCUUAAGGCAGUCAGUGACCAUCCUAAGCCCAAAGCUCUUGUGUUCUCUUGUAUGGAUAGCCGAAUGCUUCCAACCCGGUUCACACAGACGGACAUUGGAGAUAUAUUUUUUGUUCGUAAUCCUGGGAAUGUGGUUGUGCCAAGUAAUUUAUGUUCCUUGUCUGAUUCUGUAGAAGGGCCAGCAGCACUGGAUAUGGCAUGUAAUGUAGUAAAAGUUAAGGAUGUUGUCGUACUUGGUCAUUCAGACUGUAAGGCAAUGAAUGCUUUGUAUUCACUAUGCUCAUGUACAAAACAUAAAGAUGAUGAUGAAGUCCCACCAGACUCGCCUGUUAGCCGGUUUCUCAAUCAGGUAGGCAUGGCAACGAUAGAGAAGUUUGAGGCUGUCAGGAAAUGUGAGCCAGGGGCACUGCAUUUCAAGAGUGAAGUGCCUAGCCUUUCAUUUAGAGCAUUCAUAGACCCCGAGAAACAGUUGAGUCUCACAGACAAACUCUCACAGGUGAACACUCUGCAACAGCUUGUCAAUUUGUCAACCCACACUAUGAUCAAACCGCAGCUGCACGAUGGCCGUGUUCGACUUCAUGCCAUGUGGUUUGACAUCUUCACUGGUAAUAUGUUCAUCUUUAGUUCUGAGUUGCAACGAUUCAUUGAGAUACGAGAAGACACUAUAGACCAUCUUUUAAGUAGAGUAAAGCAUAAUGAAUCUAAAGAUCACAUAGAAACACUAACAAACUCAGUAAAGAUGUCAAAAUAAUAUUUAAACUUAAUUUGUAUUUGGAUUCUAUAAACUAUUUUAAUGAUACAUUUUAUUAUAUGUUUUUCAUAUAAAGUACAUUCACCAAAUUAGAGAAAUACAGUAUUAAUUCAAAGUAAUUACUAUAACUGCCAUAUUUUGCCAGCUAGUGCAAUCUCACUUUAUAACCGGGCCCUCUCACUUCACUGUCGCCCACCCAACAGUCCCCCAUUGUAAUAGUUACGCAACUUCGUGAAAACCACUUCAUUUCUUAAUGAACUUUUGAAAAACCUUAAAUGUCUAUUUUUCAUUCAAACAAAAAGGAGGCACAAAUUAUAAAGUUAUACUGUUUAUUCGAUAAUAAAUCAAGCAAAAUCUAAUAUAGUUAGAUUGAGUUGUAUACUUCUACAACAAUAAAUGCAAUACUUUUUUAAACUCACAUAAUUUAAAUUUUAGUUACUAAUCAGAAAUUAUUUUUUAAAUUUUUCAAUUAUAAAUUUAUUGCAUAUAUAUUUGGAAUUGCAUAUUGCAUGUUAGUGAAACAGUACUCGGAAAUAUGCAAAAUCUCAGUUGUAUAGGAGCCCAAUUCAUGUUGCGAUUACGGUACAUACAGGAACACAGCUUUUGUGAGAUUGAUACAGUAUCUUCGUGUCGGUACUUGACUUAGUCCUUUAAGAGGUGUAGUUAGGGUGGGUGAAACCAGAUUCAGUCUCAAGAAAUAAGUUUUUAUAGCAAUUUGAUCUUAUAACCCAUUAAACUUGCAAAAAACAGAAACAGGCCAAAUAUAUGUCAGAAUAUAUCCUGCAAAUAUACAUUAGCUUCUAAACACAAAGUUAUUCUGGAAUAUUUUAAUCUGAAUUGGCGUUCCUUAAUCAUGUUGAAAAUAUUACUUCUAAUCAUGAGUUUCUCAGGGUAACUAUGUUUUCAGCGCCAUUCUCUGCUCAAUGUAAGCAUGCACAAUAUCUUCUUUUUACACCAAAUAUUUAUUGUAGAAGAAUUUUCUGUUUCGUUUAAUAUUUACUUAUUUAUUGCAUUUAUAAAUACAUACAUUUGAAGAUUAAACCUUCAUUAUAUUGAACAUAUUGAAUACAUUGCUUAUUGUACUUUGCUCUGUUUUGUCAUCCAAUUGAUUUUACAAGAUAACUGGGUAUUUAGAACAAUGGAAUGAGCCAACUGCUCAGAACUACCAUUUUAUUGUUUUUAAGAUGUAUCAUGUAAUGCCAUUUGGAAAAUUCACAUUUUAUUGUAUACCUAUAAUAUUAAAUACUGAUAUUUAUGAUAAGAA
Anneissia japonica is the source of this 2273-nucleotide messenger RNA. RefSeq names its product beta carbonic anhydrase 1-like. Gene Ontology annotation, molecular function: carbonate dehydratase activity; zinc ion binding. Lineage: Eukaryota; Metazoa; Echinodermata; Crinoidea; Comatulida; Comatulidae. The record is from RefSeq and is a predicted model, not a curated record. Bases 188 to 1009 code for a protein of 273 amino acids. The transcript is spliced from 5 exons.